UGCCUUAAGGAUAGAGUGGACUAUUCGCUCUAUAUAUUUCCACCAGAACACCCUUUCCGUCAAGCGUGUUCCCAGUUUGUGGGCCAAAAGUGGUUUGACAACGCUGUGCUUCUGUUUAUCGCUCUCAACUGUAUCACACUGGCGAUGGAGCGACCCAACAUACCUCCCGACAGUCCAGAACGGCUGUUCCUCUCUACGGCCAACUAUGUGUUUACUGUCGUCUUCGCUGUCGAGAUGUUUGUUAAGGUUGUGUCCACUGGCAUGUUCUAUGGAGAAGAGGCCUACUUUAUGUCUGGAUGGAACAUCAUGGACGGUUCACUGGUGAUCAUCUCCAUCAUUGACCUGAUGCUAUCCCUUCUCACAGCCAGCAGCCCUCGCAUCUUUGGAAUACUCAGGGUGUUUCGACUGCUCCGUUCCCUCAGACCUCUGCGUGUGAUCAACAGAGCCCCAGGAUUGAAGCUGGUGGUACAGACUCUUCUCUCGUCACUACGACCCAUCGGCAACAUCGUACUUAUCUGCUGCACAUUCUUCAUCAUCUUCGGCAUUCUAGGAGUUCAGCUGUUCAAAGGCAUGUUCUACUACUGCGAUGGUCCAAACAUCAAGAACGUGAGGAACAAGACGGACUGUCUAGCAGACAAGAGGAAUGUCUGGGUGAACCGCAAGUACAACUUUGACGACCUGGGGAAGGCGCUGAUGUCGCUGUUUGUACUGUCCAGUAGAGAUGGAUGGGUCAACAUCAUGUAUACUGGGCUGGACGCUGUGGGAGUGGACCAACAGCCGAUAGAAAACUACUCAGAGUGGAGACUGCUGUACUUCAUCGCCUUCAUCCUCUUGGUUGGGUUCUUUGUGCUUAACAUGUUUGUGGGAGUGGUCGUGGAGAACUUCCACAGAUGCAGGGAGGAACAGGAGAAAGAAGAGAGGGUGAGGAGGAUGGCGAAACGAGCAAAACAGAUGGAGAAGAAAAGAAGAAAAAUGCAUGAGCCGCCGUACUAUACAACGUACUCACGCUCUCGCUUGUUUGUACACAACGUGGUGACCUCCAAGUACUUCGACCUAGCCAUAGCAGCUGUUAUUGGACUCAACGUCAUCACUAUGGCAAUGGAGUUCUACAUGAUGCCCAAGGCACUGUCGUAUGCACUCAAGAUUUUCAACUAUUUCUUCACUGCUGUAUUCAUCUUGGAAUCUAUUAUGAAGUUGGUGGCGCUAGGGUUAAAAUUGUACCUGAAAGACAAAUGGAAUCAACUUGACAUAGGAAUUGUAAUCUUGUCUAUUGUCGGUAUUGCCUUGGAAGAGGUGGAGUCAAAGAUUAUUCCCAUCAAUCCUACGAUAAUACGAGUCAUGAGGGUGCUUAGGAUAGCCAGGGUACUGAAGCUGCUCAAGAUGGCCAAAGGUAUCAGAGCUCUUCUAGACACAGUGAUGCAGGCUCUGCCCCAAGUUGGGAACCUUGGACUGCUCUUCUUCUUACUCUUCUUCAUCUUCGCUGCACUGGGAGUUGAACUUUUUGGAAGACUGGAGUGCAGUGAAGAACAGCCUUGCCAAGGUCUUGGAGAACACGCACACUUCAGUAACUUUGGAAUGGCCUUCCUGACACUGUUCCGAGUAGCAACUGGGGACAACUGGAACGGCAUCAUGAAGGAUACAUUGCGUGACGACUGUGAUGACCAAGCGGACUGUGUCCGUAACUGCUGCGUACACGCAGGGAUCGCUCCCAUCUUCUUUGUCAUCUUCGUACUCAUGGCACAGUUUGUACUGGUCAACGUUGUGGUCGCUGUUCUCAUGAAGCAUUUGGAAGAAUCUCACAAACAGAUGGAGGAUGAGUUGGACAUGGAGGUAGAACUUGAGCGAGAGCUGGCGCAAGAACAGAUGGAGGAGGAAGAAGAAGAACUUUGCAUGCAGUUAGCCCUUGAACAGGACGCGAUCCACCGACCUCUCGCCAAAGUGCUGAGCCUUCCUGCAAAUUUCACCUUCAGUUCCAGCUACUGUGAGGAAAGCCCGUCUAGAGGUACAAAGCGUAGGAGCUCUUGGACAAAAAAUAAAGAAGAAUUAUUCCUGAAGAACAACAGAAGAAGACAAACCCUAACAGGCCCUGCACUGAUCCCACCUGCCUACCCAGCCAUGGGAUAUACCACCGUGUACACUACAUCUCAGGACAAGGACAACAUAGACUCUGGGAACAGGUUAUUCUCGGAUGACCUGAGAAAAUCAACAGUACGCCGAGUAUCAAGUGACUCUAGCACGAGGCGUCGCUCUGUAGUGGAGCUCACAACUCCUUCACCGUCGCCCUCACUGCUGUCCGUCCCCAGAUUGCUCACCGCACCCGGUGGAAGCUGCAGACGACUUAUGAGCUUGACUGAGCUAGAGGCAUCACCACAGGAGGCAGAACCACCAUCAGAAGACAUAUCUCCCGAGUGUGUCGCCCCCGCAGUGCUGCUGGUGCCUCCCCCUUACCCCCACCCGGAACCAUCCCCCUCUCCUUCACCAGACUCUUCCGAACCACCUGAGACCAAAGACGAUGUCAGUUACAACUCAAAGAGCGAGAUGGACAUUCAAAUCAUGGUGGUGGGGGAAACUUGUUUGCCGCAAGUUGGGCGACAAGACACCCCAGACGGAAAGUCAGUCGAGUCACGGUCAGUUUUGCCUGGCCAACGAGUCAGGAUAAGACUGUGCGACACCCGGCUCGACUCGGGUAUCGGGGACGAUAAACACAGUCAGGAAUCGCAACCAUCGUCCAGUGGACCUUACGAUCCGGUCGACGAACUUUCUUAGUGCACGGUAAAAGUGAGUCGUAUCUCGACCAGGUGCGUACCUUUCAAACACUGUAACUUUGUUUGUUUUAUAACACGCAUCUCUUUAUAGGUUUUCGUAUUUUCCACUAUUUUAUACGUUAGACUCGUAGCGACGUAGGAACUCAGUGCAUGCAGAGUGGUGCUCUGUCGACAAUUAUCGUCACGUCUCUCCCGUUAACAAGGUUUUUACAGGGAUGAUUUCUACUUCAGAUUGCUUAGUGCUUGGACGGAAUAGAAAGUAAGUAUGGUAUUCGAUUUUUAAAUAGGAUUUUAAGUAUAGCUGUCUUUUGAGAAGGUAACCGUGUGUGUGUCUUGAAAAAAUGGCAUCGAAAGUAUUCAAAACGAAAUUGAGGGUUGUUAAGAAAUUCUUCAAUGCCCUUGCGACCGAUCAGUUGUUUUAUAAACUGGCACCGCAUUGUUGAUUACAACUUGUUAAGUUUUGUAGUUAAGGACAGCAUUGCACAAAGUUCGGAACUAAUAUUUGUAUAGUGUAGAUUAAGUCAAAUGUUGUAAUGUAAUUUGAAGUAAAUGUGGAGUAUGCCUCAAAGUCAGAUAAUUUAUACUGGCCUAAUUAUGGUACUUCUUGUUACUCAGAUGUACAUAAGGUGUUAAGUAACUAUUUCCUGUACUUUAAGAUCAAACUGAAAUAGUUUUCUUCUGUAAACCCAAUUUCAAAAAUGUAUAAAAUAAUCCUGAUUUAU
This is a messenger RNA of Macrosteles quadrilineatus (aster leafhopper), 3487 nucleotides long. Its product is annotated as voltage-dependent T-type calcium channel subunit alpha-1H-like. Gene Ontology annotation, molecular function: low voltage-gated calcium channel activity; voltage-gated sodium channel activity. Gene Ontology annotation, biological process: calcium ion transmembrane transport; calcium ion import; sodium ion transmembrane transport. The transcript is spliced from 15 exons. Gene Ontology annotation, cellular component: plasma membrane; neuron projection; voltage-gated calcium channel complex. Lineage: Eukaryota; Metazoa; Arthropoda; Insecta; Hemiptera; Cicadellidae. The record is from RefSeq and is a predicted model, not a curated record. Bases 145 to 2766 code for a protein of 873 amino acids.